This is a messenger RNA of Carica papaya (papaya), 2915 nucleotides long. The record is from RefSeq and is a predicted model, not a curated record. NCBI's taxonomy places the organism in Eukaryota, Viridiplantae, Streptophyta, Magnoliopsida, Brassicales, Caricaceae.
UCCUCCUACUUCUUUGGACCAACAACUACUUCACACUCGCACAUCUUCUUGAUUAUACUUUAUUUUCAACUGCCACUCUUACUCUCUAAUUCAUCUUGAUUAUGCUCUAUUUUGAUUUAACAUAGCCGCAGCUGUUCUAGUUACGCGAUGAGUUUGUAUUUGUCUUCUAAAUGCUUGUUUUAGCUCUGGAGUCACUUUGGGAUUUGUGUGUUUGUGGUUUCUGUAGUUGACUCCUUCAACUAUUUAUACUACUGUUCUUGGCUUUAAAUAGUGUUUUAUUCCGUGGAUUUAGUGUUAGCUCUAUUUGUGGCAAUUCAAAUGCAAUUUCUUUUUCUUUUAGGUUUUCUUUUGAUGCUUUGUUAGCGAAAUGAAUUCAAGAUUGCUCGGUUUUGUCCUUGUUUGGUAUAAAAUAAAUGCUUGGUUAGUUAUACUUUGCUUUUAAAGAAAAAGGUCUUAUGUCACAGAUCAGGGAGUAUUGCAUUUACUUUAGUCAUUGUGAGGGAGAUGGUCUUCCCUUUUAAUGAGCAAGUAUUUAUUUGCAAAUAAAUUUAGAGUUGUACUACCAACCGCUAUUAGUUUAAUAGUUGGUUUGUGUAUUCUUUUAUAAGAGUUUGCAAGUUCUGAGUUAGGCUGUGCUCCCUUAUAUAUUUUUGAUUGAAGAUUAUAUUUGUGUUGUGUAACGAUUAAUAUAUGUACGUUACUUAAUUAAUAAAUGUAUAUAUUCUCUUCUAAAAAAAUUUGUAAUUGGACUGGCUUCUGAGUUUGGCUAUAAACCGCACUGUCACAGAGUGUUGGAAUUUCAUGGCUGUUCCAUUCCCAAGCAUUUUUUAGCUGAGGUGCUGAUUAAAUUUAUCAACUUUAAGUAUACUGUUAGAAACAAUUUGUUAUUAACAAGGGGGGUCUUUUUACUUACGUGUGUGGUAAGUGGUGCAUAUUUAUGUUUUUAGUUUAGAAGAACUGGUGCAUGGUUAUUGCAUGAAUGUAUUCUAGAUUGUCUUACUUGUGAGGUACAUAUGCAUAUGAUGUUGCUACUUAGUUAUGAAAAGAAUCAGUUUUCAAAGAACUAAAGGAUUGACAGUUUGCAAAUUGAAUCUUGACCCGAGGUUGGGAUGUAUAAAAAUGAUUUGUUUCUCACUCUAAGUUUAGCCAAUGUGUGUGGAUUCUGUACCUGCUGUUUUUUCGCAUUACAAUAGAAUAAUAUUUUUUUUAGCUUCCUUCAAAUUACUUUUUGAUCUGGCCGUUGUGUUAAUUAAGAAGUAGGUUAACGUAUGUUCUUGCAUCUGUUAUUGCCAUAUGACUGUACUGAUAUUUCUGUCUUUUCUCUACACUCUGCACAUGCCUUCAAGGUAACAAUUUUUGUUGCUCACUUGAUUAAUUUUAUCCUGAUUGAUAUUUUUGGACUGCAACCAUUUGUACCAUAAUCAUCGUAUUCAAGAUGUGUUGUUGCUUCUUUUAUAUUGUGACUGAGAAGGUUUUCAUUAUAUUGUUAUUUUAAAGCAUGCUAUUAAACAUUGUGUUACAUUUGGGGAUCAGAUGAGGAAAUUGUUUAUUUAACUAAAAAUGGUUCCGAUGCAUGAGAAGUAAAGAAUGUUUUGUUCCCAGGUUUUGACUGUGAAACUAGCAUAUCGUUUAUGCAUGUUUCAGCAUUCAGGUCUUGAAAGUACCCUUGAUUUACAUUUAAUCCAAGAACUUAGAUGCAUAAUGAUUAAACCAUAUUUCCUCCAAAAAAAAAAAAUUCAUUGAACCACAGACAAGGUGAUUCGCCUUGCCAAAUAUCAAAGACAAGGGAUGCGUUUGAUUCUUCAUUUUCCUGUAGAAGUUUUCAGCACCCAUAUUUUGGAAAACUACUGAAAAUUCUGGUAAAGGCUGGGCUGUCUUCAUCAGCCCCUGAUACAGGGAAAGGGAAAAGCAAAAUGUCGAAACAUAUCACACACGGAUUUCAUUGGGUAAAGGGAAAAUCAAGUCAUCCAAUGGAAGAUUAUGUAGUUUCUGAAUUCAGGCGAGUAAAAGAUAAUGAGCUGGGCUUAUUUGCAAUAUUUGAUGGCCACUUAGGCCAUGAUGUGGCAAACUACUUGCAAUCUCACCUGUUUAACAAUAUUUUGAAAGAGAAAGAUUUUUGGACUGAGACAGAGGAUGCCAUAAGGAGAGCUUAUCGUUCAACAGAUGCAGAAAUAUUGGAAAAAUCUUUUCAUCUAGGAAAAGGAGGGUCUACUGCUGUAACGGCAAUAUUGAUCAAUGGUCAAAAGCUGGUAGUAGCUAAUGUGGGAGAUUCUCGAGCUGUCAUCAGUAAGAGUGGGGUUGCGCAACAAUUAUCAGUUGAUCAUGAGCCAAGCAAGGAAAAAAAGUUGAUUGAGAGCCGUGGUGGCUUUGUAUCAAACCUUCCAGGAGAUGUUCCACGUGUUGAUGGACAGCUUGCUGUGGCAAGAGCUUUUGGUGACAAGAGCUUGAAGAUACACCUUAGUUCAGAACCAGAUGUAACAGUGCACGUGAUUGAUGAUAAUACAGAGUUCAUCAUUCUUGCAAGUGAUGGGAUAUGGAAGGUUAUGACAAAUCAAGAAGCAGUGGACUGCAUCAAGAACUUGAAGGAUGCUCAAUCAGCAGCCAAGCACUUGAUUGAGGAGGCCCUUUCGAAGAAAAGUAAGGAUGAUAUAUCCUGCAUAGUUGUGAAAUUCCAUUGAUACUUUGUUUUGAUAAAGUGGCCACCCCUUGCAUAUUAAUCCCGUGUUUGUAUUCUAUUUCUUAUUCAAAAGUUUGCCGGAAUUUGUAGAGAUUGCUAUUACGCUUUUUGAUUGUAAAACUUGAUCCUGCUCUUUUUUUAGAAGAAAGAAAAACAGAGUUAUGAGCUAGUAUUGGGAUCUACAUUGAAAUUGUUUUGACUGUUAAGUCAGCAUAAUUCAAAAAGUUGUAAAUCUAAA